AUGGCCUUCCCGCCCUUUGGACACCCGUAUGGCGGCGCAUCCCAGUUUCUGGUGUCUGCAAGUUCCAGUGCCACUUGCUGUGAAACUGCCCCACGAUCAGUGUCAGAUGUGGCCUCAGCCUCCACCUCUGCCUCUGCUCUUUGCUGUACACCCUAUGACAGUCGGCUGCUGGGCAGUGCUCGGCCAGAGCUGGGUGCUGCCUUGGGCAUCUAUGGAGCACCCUAUGCAGCUGCCCAGAGCUACCCUGGGUACCUGCCCUAUGGCCCAGAGCCAUCCCCACUGUGUGGUGCACUGAGUCCUCAGUACGAGUUUAAGGAUCCUGCAGGAAACUUUACCCCCAGCCUGACCCAGCCAGGGGCCUAUUACCCCUAUGAGCCAACUCUGGGGCAGUACCAGUAUGACAGGUAUGCUGGAGUGGAGUUGAGCAGUGCUGGCCGCAGGAAGAACGCCACCAGAGAGAGCACCAGUGCACUCAAGGCCUGGCUCCACGAGCACCGCAAGAACCCGUACCCCACCAAGGGCGAGAAGAUCAUGCUGGCCAUCAUCACCAAGAUGACCCUCACCCAGGUAUCCACCUGGUUCGCCAACGCGCGCCGGCGCCUCAAGAAGGAGAACAAGAUGACGUGGGCGCCCAAGAACAAAGGUGGGGAGGAGAGGAAAGGCGAAGACUCUCUGGGCUGCCUGGCCGAAGACACCAAAGACGCUACUGCCAGCCAGGAGGCCCAGGGGCUGCGACUGAGUGACCUAGAAGACCUGGAGGAAGAGGAGGACGAGGAGGAAGCAGAAGAAGAGGAGGCAGCAGUCUCAGCAUCCCGCAGGCUGGCAGAUUUUCCGAAGAGCGUGCGGUCCCUGCCUGUGCCCUGUGCCGCUCAAGAGAGCCGUUUGGAGAGCAGAGAGUGCGGCCUGGCGGUACCCCGCUUCUCCUUCACUGAGGCUCCGCGGUCAAGAGAAGCUGACUUCAUUACAACAGAGCCAAGUGGCCCCACAAUGAUCGUGCACUACCCAAGCGGCCAGAAACCCCGAAUCUGGUCCUUGGCUCACACUGCAGCAGCCAGCGCUGUCGAAAGUGCUCCCUCAACCCCGCCCAGGGCACAAAGUCCCGAGUGCCACAUGAUUCCCAGACAGCCCAUCUCCAUCAGGCGACUCCUGGUCCCCAGAGACUCCGAAGUCGAAGAGGAUUCUCUUGCAGCCAAAGCCUUUGGAAACUCCACGUUCGCCCUGCAGGGGCUGCCACUGAACUGUGCGCCUUGCCCUAGACGGAGGGAGCCUGAAGUGCGGUUCCAGUACCCGUCUGGAGCAGAAGGUAGUGGGACCCCAGAGGCGCUGGGAGUGCCUGUCCAAAAGAUACCCACCCAUCACCUUCCCCAGAUCUGGUGCGAAAAUGUCCAUAACACUCUUAAAGUCUAA
Messenger RNA from Peromyscus eremicus (cactus mouse), 1407 nucleotides. RefSeq names its product iroquois homeobox 6 (gene Irx6). The transcript has 5 exons. Lineage: Eukaryota; Metazoa; Chordata; Mammalia; Rodentia; Cricetidae. Gene Ontology annotation, molecular function: DNA-binding transcription factor activity, RNA polymerase II-specific; RNA polymerase II cis-regulatory region sequence-specific DNA binding. The record is from RefSeq and is a predicted model, not a curated record. The coding region runs from base 1 to 1407 and encodes 468 amino acids. Gene Ontology annotation, biological process: cell development; regulation of transcription by RNA polymerase II; neuron differentiation. Gene Ontology annotation, cellular component: nucleus.